AUGAGCAGUGGAAACCGAGUUUUGUUGUGUAAAUCAGUUUCUUCGCUCAUCUUCACCAUACCUUCCUGUCUUUCUUGCACUCAACUUAGAUCCAAAUUCGUUGCAGCUCGCGCCUGGUCUCCCGCUGCUUCUAGGCUUUAUCGCCGAAUGGCCGCCGCAGCUUCAUCCUCCCCGUCCUCGGUUAACACCACUUCGGGCAAUGUCAAUGCUUCUUCUUCGCCGGUCGACGACGCAGCUUCUUCUGCUUCCUCUGCCAUUGAUUUCCUCUCUUUAUGUCACCGCCUAAAGACAACAAAAAGAGCAGGAUGGAUACGUAAAGAUGUUAAGGAUCCAGAAUCAAUAGCGGAUCAUAUGUAUCGAAUGGGUUUGAUGGCUCUGAUUGCUUCAGAUAUCCCUGGCAUAGACCGAAACAAGUGUAUAAAAAUGGCUAUUGUUCACGAUAUUGCUGAAGCUAUUGUUGGGGAUAUUACGCCAUCAGAUGGUGUUUCAAAAGAAGAAAAGAGUAGACGAGAACGAGAAGCACUUGAUCAUAUGUGUAAAAUGCUAGGUGGAGGAUCUAGAGCAUCGGAAGUAGCUGAGUUAUGGAUGGUAUGA
Molecule: messenger RNA, 594 nt
Organism: Neltuma alba
Lineage: Eukaryota; Viridiplantae; Streptophyta; Magnoliopsida; Fabales; Fabaceae
Product: HD domain-containing protein 2-like
Exons: 5
Coding region: 1-594 (197 amino acids)
Cellular component (GO): cytoplasm
Molecular function (GO): 5'-deoxynucleotidase activity
Source: RefSeq, a predicted model, not a curated record